This is a messenger RNA of Perca fluviatilis (European perch), 3548 nucleotides long. Its product is annotated as zinc finger protein 91-like. The transcript is spliced from 7 exons. NCBI's taxonomy places the organism in Eukaryota, Metazoa, Chordata, Actinopteri, Perciformes, Percidae. Bases 187 to 2901 code for a protein of 904 amino acids. The record is from RefSeq and is a predicted model, not a curated record.
UUACCUGGUAAUACCUUACUGAGUCCAGCAGAGGUCUCUCUAAAACCAGACAGGAACUAGAGCUCUUAUUCUGAAAGGGCAAGUUAGAGAGAGAGAGAGAGAGAGAGAGAGAGAGAGAGAGAGAGAGAGAAGACCCCCAGUGGAGAGCUGCUGGAUUUCCGAGACCAGGACCAGAACCAGAGCGGAAUGGAGGAGGAGCAGCAGAAGCCGGAGCAGCGGAGCAACAAGGUCCCCAGAAGAGCAGCAGCAGGCUCGGCCUCUGAUAGCAGCGGUGUUCAGAAACUGAGAGGAAGAGGGGGACUCAGACAUCACAGCUGUCAGUACUGCGGCAAGUCCUUCACAACAUCUGGACAUUUAAAGAUUCAUGAGAGAGUUCACACUGGAGAGAAACCAUACAGCUGUCAGCACUGUGGCAAGACCUUCCCCACAACUGGAGGUUUAAAGAACCAUCAGAGAGUUCACACUGGAGAGAGACCGUACCGCUGUGAACAAUGUGGGGCAGCUUUCAAACAGUGCGGUGUGCUCAAAAGUCAUCAACUCAUUCACACUGGAGAUAAGCCAUACAGGUGUGAACUAUGUGGGAAAACUUUUUCUCGUGGUGAUACCCUUAAAGUCCACCAACUCAUUCACACUGGAAAUAAACCGUACAGCUGUGACCAAUGCGGAGCAGCUUUCACAACGUCGGGUAAACUUAAAGUCCACCAACGCAUUCAUACUGGAGAGAAGCCAUACAGCUGUGAACAAUGUGGGAAAACGUUUUCUGAUAGUGGUAACCUUAAAGCCCACCAACGUGUUCACACUGGAGAGAAGCCGUUCUGGUGUGAACAAUGUGGGAAAACUUUUUCUGAGAGUGGUAACCUUAAAACCCACCAACGUGUUCACACUGGAGAGAAGCCGUACAGCUGUGAGCAAUGUGGGAAAUCUUUUUCUGAGAAUGGUAACCUUAAAACCCACAAACGUGUUCACACUGGCUCCUCUUUUUCGGAGCUCCAUAAAAUGACGCGCCGCCAGCUUGCGCCGCCGGGCCGUCGCGUCGCGCGCUCGGACAGUCACACUCAGAGACCCCGCUCUACUGCCAUCUACUGGCACCUGUACGUUACUACACACUACACCUGGCUGAGUUACACAUACAGCCGCAUUGACGGAAAUACCAAAACGGAGAAGAAGAGGGGGACUCGGACAUCACGGCUGUCAGCACUGUGGAAAGUCCUUCACAAGAUCUGGAUUCAUCAGAGAGUUCACACUGGAGAGAGACCAUACAGCUGUGACCAAUGCGGGACAGCUUUCACAACGUUGAGUAAUCUUAAAGUCCAUCAACGCAUUCACACUGGAGAUAAACCGUACAGCUGUGAACAAUGCGCGGCAUCUUUCACACAUUUAGGUAGCUUAAAAUCCCACCAACGUGUUCACACUGGAGAGAAGCCAUUCUGGUGUGAACAAUGUGGGAAAACUUUUUCUCAGAGUGGUGCCCUUAAAGCCCACCAACUCAUCCACACUGGAGAUAAACCGUACAGCUGUGAACUAUGUGGAGCAGCAUUCACACAUUUAAGUAAUUUAAAAUCCCACCGACGUGUUCACACUGGAGAGAAGCCGUUCUGGUGUGACCAAUGCGGGGCAGCUUUCACACAGUUAGAAAGCUUAAACUCCCACCGACGUGUUCACACUGGAGAGAAGCCGUUCUGGUGUGAACAAUGUGGGAAAACUUUUUCUCAGAGUGGUAGCCUUAAAAAACACCAACUCAUUCACACUGGCUCCUCUAGAGAGAGAGAGAGAGAGAGAGAGAGAGAGAGAGAGAGUCCCAGUGGAGAGCUGCUGGAUCUCCGAGACCAGGACCAGGACCAGAACAAGAGCGGAAUGGAGGAGGAGCAGCAGAAGCCGGAGCAGCGGAGCAACAAGGUCCCCAGAAGAGCAGCAGCAGGCUCGGCCUCUGAUAGCAGCGGUGUUCAGAAACGGAGAGGAAGAGGGGGACUCGGACAUCACAGCUGUCAGGACUGUGGCAAGUCCUUCACAUCAUCUGGAAAUUUAAAGAUUCGUCAGAGAGUUCACACUGGAGAGAAACUGUACAGCUGUGAACAAUGCAGGACGGCAUUCACACAGUUAGGUGCGCUCAAACGUCAUCAACUCAUUCACACUGGAGAGAAGCCGUUCUGGUGUGAACUAUGUGGGAAAACAUUUUCUCGUGGUGAUACCCUUAAAGACCACCAACUCAUUCACACUGGAGAGAAACCAUACAGCUGUGAACAAUGCGAGGCAGCAUUCACACAGUUAUGUGCACUCAAACGUCAUCAACUCAUUCACACUGGAGAGAAGCCGUUCCGGUGUGAACUAUGUGGGAAAAGGUUUUCUCAGCGUAGUACCCUUAAAGCCCACCAACGCAUUCACACUGGAGAUAAACCGUACAGCUGUGAACAAUGCGGGGCAGCUUUCACCGUUCAAAGUUCCCUAACAUCCCACCGACGUGUUCACACUGGAGAGAAGCCGUUCUGGUGUGAACAAUGUGGGAAAACAUUUUUUAAGAGUGGUAACCUUAAAGUCCACAAACGCAUUCACACUGGAGAUAAACCGUACAGCUGUGAACAAUGCGGGGCAGCUUUCUUACGGUCAUCUCAACUAAUGACCCACCAACAUGUUCACACUGGUGAGAAGCCGUUCUGGUGUGAACAAUGUGGGAAAAUGUUUUCCCAGAGUGGUAGCCUUAAAAGACACCAACGCAUUCACACUGGAGAUAAACCGUACAGCUGUGACCAAUGCACAGCAGCUUUCACACAGUUAUCUGGCUUAAACUCCCACCGACAUGUUCACACUGGAGAGAAGCCGUUCUGGUGUGAGCAAUGUGGGAAAACUUUUUCUCUGGCUUGUAACCUUAAAACCCACCAACUCAUUCACACUGCCUCUUCUUGAACAUGUUCUAAAGCCAAGCUGUUGUUAGAGUGGAGAGAGGGAACAAAUAGCGUGAGUCAAGACGCUGUUUACUACCCAGAUAACAAAAGAGAGCAGUCCCGAGCCCAAAGUAGCCGAGGUCCAGGACCACUUGCAGGCACUAACCUGCUUGAUAAAUAUGGAAGAAGAACAAAGUGUGGAAUUUGUCAGAGCACAUAACAUUGGGUCAAAAAGAGCAUGUAAAGAUGACAAGUGAAAAUCAGUGCAGUGAAAACUAUGAUGAGUGUAACAUAACAGUUGUUUUCCAAGGAAUCCGAUGAUGAGAUAUUCAUGGUUGAAGCUUGUAGAAGAAAAUUAUUUACCAGUUUUAGUCUCAUUUUAUCCUAAUAUCCUCUUUCUGGUCACUGAUUAAGUUGAUCAUAUUUUACCUGAUUUUUAAAAGAAAUGUUAUCUUGUGUUGUGUAACUGAAUGUUAUUACCAAUAUAAGUCAAGAGAUGGAAUUGGUUUUGGAUAUAUGACUGUUAUUUAUAUUUUUACUUUAUUACUUUUGUUGAAGAAUAUUGUGAGUUGGGGUUAUUUUUUUCAUUUUGUUCCUCUUAUACUUAACAUACUAUACUAUAUCUUUUUAUGACUUUUCGACAUACUAUACAGAUUUUUUAUAACUUUU